AUGGCGACUCUGGAGUUAUACACAAAGGGUGCAGGUGUGUGGGUCCCUGACCCAGAAGCAGUUUGGGUGUCCGCCACCCUCUUAAGGGACUAUAAACCUGGAGAAGAGCAGCUGCUGCUGAAGCUCCAGAAUGGAAACGAGGUGCAUUACUUGGUCCAGUCGUCGUCUGACCUCCCCCCGCUUGGGAACCCAGACAUCCUGGAGGGGGAGAACGACUUGACAGCUCUCAGCUUCCUACAUGAGCCUGCUGUGCUGCAUAACCUCCGAGUCCGGUUUCUGGACUACAGCAGCAUCUACACAUACUGUGGUAUUGUAUUGGUGGCCAUAAAUCCCUAUGAUCAGCUCCCAAUAUAUGGUGAGGAGGUGAUAGAUGCUUACAGCGGUCAGGACAUGGCUGACAUGGAGCCUCACAUCUUCUCUGUGGCUGAGGAGGCCUACCGCACCAUGAUCAGGGAGGAGAGGAAUCAGUCCAUUAUCAUCAGUGGGGAGUCUGGCUCAGGGAAAACGGUUUCAGCCAAAUUUACCAUGCGAUACUUUGCUGUGGUUGGAGGAGCAGCUCAGCAGACCAGUGUGGAGGAGAGGGUGCUGGCCUCCAACCCCAUCAUGGAGUCCAUAGGGAAUGCUAAAACCACUCGCAAUGACAACAGCAGCCGCUUUGGGAAGUACAUAGAGAUUGGUUUUGGCAGGAAGGGGGACAUCAUCAGGGCUAAUAUGCGAACAUACCUGCUGGAGAAGUCGAGGGUUGUUUUCCAGGCAUCGUCAGAGAGAAACUACCACAUCUUCUAUCAGCUGUGUGCAGCCAGAGAACAGCCAGAAAUGAGAUCACUCAAGCUGGAGCCACCUGAAUAUUUCCGCUACACGAAGCAGGGAGGAGAGAUGCAAAUUCCUGGGACAGAUGAUCUGUCAGAUCUGGAGCGUACUCGCAAUGCUUUCACCAUUUUAGGAGUGCAGCCUGAACAACAAAUGGAGCUCUUCAGGAUCCUGUCGGCUGUUCUUCACCUUGGAAACGUCAACAUUCAAGCCAGCGGGAGAAGCUCUGACAGAAGUUACAUCGACGCAGAGGACCGCUCUCUGGCCGUCUUUUCCAAGCUGUUAGGAGUGGAGCGAGCUCAGAUGGCUCACUGGCUGUGCAGCCGCAGACUGGCGGUAGGGGGGGAGAUGUUGGUGAAGCCUAUGACUGGUCAGCAGGCUCUGGAAGCUAGGGAUGCUCUCGCUAAACACAUCUACGGUCAGCUGUUCACCUGGACGGUCCGAAGGCUCAACUCAGCCCUGCAGUCGCAGAAGGGGAAGGCUAAGUCUUUCAUAGGAGUGUUGGAUAUCUAUGGGUUUGAGACCUUUGAUCAGAACAGCUUUGAGCAAUUCUGUAUAAAUUAUGCAAAUGAAAAACUACAGCAGCAGUUUAACAGGCAUGUGUUCCACUUGGAGCAGGAGGAGUACGUCCGCGAGGAGCUGGCCUGGAAUCGGAUUGAAUUCAGCGACAACCAGGAGUGUAUCAGUCUGAUUGAAGGUCCCCUGGGAAUAUUUGACCUGUUGGAUGAGGAGUGCAGGAUGCCUAAAGGCUCUGAUGAAAACUGGGCACGAAAGCUGUACGACCAUCACCUGACCAGUAAGCCCAAUCCUCACUUCCAGAAACCCAGGAUGACAAACAACGCCUUCAUUGUUUUCCACUUUGCUGACACAGUGCAAUAUGAAUGCAGUGGCUUCCUGGACAAGAAUAGAGACACUGUGUUUGAGGAGCUUAUUAACAUUCUCAAAGCAAGUCAGUCUGAGCUGGUGGCUGAGCUGUUCCAGCAGCUGGGAGGUGCUCCGUCUGUGGCCAAUGGGAGUGUUCGCUCUGGGAAAAGAGCUUCCAGAGAGCACAAGCUCACUGUGGGCUUUCAGUUCCGUCAGUCCUUACAGAUGUUAAUGGAAACUCUGAACAGCACCACCCCUCACUAUGUUCGCUGUAUUAAACCCAACGACCUAAAAGCACCUUUUCUGUUUGACCCAAAGAGGACGGUGCAGCAGCUGAGAGCCUGUGGGGUGCUGGAGACCAUCCGUAUCAGUGCAGCAGGUUAUCCAUCCAGAUGGACAUACGAAGAGUUCUUCAGCAGGUACCGUCUUCUCCUCCGUGGAAACCAGAACCAGGACCAGGCUCAGGCCUCCUGCAGACAGGCCCUGCCUCAGCUGAUCCCAGACACAGACCAGUACUGCUUUGGAAAGACCAAAGUUUUCUUCCGAGCAGGUCAAGUGGCUGUCCUGGAGAGGCUGAGAGCUGAGAGGCUGCGUGCCGCUGCUGUGGUCAUCCAGAGCCGGGUCAAAGGCUGGUUGGCACGAAUCAGAUACAGGAGGAUCCUCUGGGCAGCUGCUACCAUCCAGAGAUACAUACGAGGAGCUAUGGCCAGGAGACUGGCUCUGACCCUGCGCUACACUAAGGCUGCCAUUGUGAUCCAAAAGACCUUCCGGAUGCUGGUGGUCAGACAGCUUUUCCUCAUGAUUCGGGAGUCCACCAUCACCAUCCAAGCCUUCACCAGAGGGACGCUGGCCCGUCGUAGAUACAAACAGCUGGUGGCAGAGAGGGCUGCAGUGAUGCUUCAGGCGAGGGUUCGUGGUUGGCUUGCGAGGCGGGCGUACCAGCGGGUGCUUGCCGCGGUGGUGUUCAUGCAGUGUUGCGUACGCCGCAAGGCCAGCAGGAGAGAGCUGCUGAGGUUGAAGGCUGAGGCUCGCUCAGUGGAGCGCUACAGGGAGCUCAACAAGGGCAUGGAGGUGAAGCUGAUGCAGCUCCAGCUGAGAGUAGACCAACAGACAAGGGAGAGUGCUGCUCUGAGAGAGACUCUCAAGGCGGAGCGAGAGGCUGCCGGUGCUGAGCUGGGCGCUCUGAGGGGGAUAAUCCAGAAACUAGAGAGCAAGAAACAGGAGAAGCCUCCUCCUUCCCCAGUCAUCAAUGAGAAGGAGAUGGAGGAAAGGAGGAGAGCAGAAGAAAAGGCGGCACAGGAGAUCCUUCGACUUAAACAGGAGUUGCAAGAAUUACAGCGAGACAAGGAAGAAGUUUGCAAGGAGAAGGAAGAUCUUACUGCUCUCCUACAUGAGAAAGAGAAAACACAAGAAGAGUUUGUGCAAAAGGCUGUACUUCAGGCCAGCGCGGCUCUACAGUCCGAACUGGAUGAGGAGAAGAUGAAGUACCAAGGGCUCCUGAGGGAGUUCAGCCGACUGGAGCAGAGAUACGACAACCUGAGGGAGAUGAACCUGCUCUCUGAGAGGGCCAUGGGACACAGAAGGACAGACUCUGCACUGAGUCUGAACUUUGAGCCUCUUUCUCCAACCUCCACUCCUCGCUCAGUAUCCCCCUUCCCAUCUGCGUUCCCUUCCCCGGAGGAGCAGCGCAGGAUCAGCGUGACGUCCCCCACUCUGGAGAGGGGGCUUUCGGUAUGCAGCUCAGAAGGACCACUGGAUCAACUGAUGGAGAAGAUGGAUGUGGCCAAAGACCCAGCUGUGAAGAAGAAAGUAGAGGACCUGGAGUAUGCCUAUGAUGCCGUACGAGUUGCCAACAAGUUUCUGGAGAGCCAGCUGCAGAAGCAGCAGAGUCAGUGGAAGGAAGAAGUCGAGGUUCUGAAGAACCAGCUCAGCCAGACGAUCUGCUCUGCUUCCUCUGCUGCAAAGAAACGGUAUCUGUGGGAGCUUCUAGAAGCCAGAGAGUUUGAGUGCAUGAGGCUGCGGAGGGAGCUGAAGGAGCUGAGAAAUAUGACUGGUCUCAGACAUCUGCUGACGCAAGUUUCUUCGUCAGCUCCGACUACAGAGACCAUCUGUCCUGCUCAGCUUAAACCAGCAGCAGUCUCUGGUUUGCUGGAGUGCAGGAAAAGAGACGAAACCAAACUCAUCAAGAACCUCAUUACAGACAUUCGACCUGAAUGCGCGCUGGAUCUGCCUCCCGGUCUACCAGCCAGCGUGAUCUUCCUCUGUAUCCGUCAGGCCGACUGCAGUGGAGACCAAGCUCGAGCUCACUCCCUGUGCAGCGCUGCCCUGGUGGCCAUGAAGGCUGCGCUGAAGAAGCAAACAAAUGAUCUAGAUAUGACUGCUCUGUGGCUGAAAAAUGUUAGUCUAUUGCAUGACCUGUUGGUCCAGCACUCCUCGAAACAGGGUCUGGAGUCAGAUGACAUGGUUCCCAUGACAACCGACCUGAAGGACCUGAUCCGUUCCCUGAGUGACCUCUGUAUCCAGGCCUAUCAGCAGCUGCUGUCCAUUACUGAGACACGGCUGCAGAAACUCAUAGUCCCAGCGCUUCUAGAGAGCGAGACCAUUGCCGGUCUGUCCGGCUCUGCUGUGAAACAGGUUGUAUCCAGGAGACGGGCAGGCUCAGACCCUCGACCGGUUGGAGCCGACGCUCCCACCAUGGCGUCCGUGUUGAGGCAGCUCAGAACCCUCCACUCAGCCAUGAGCCGCCAGUCCCUGCCCCACAGUCUGACAGAGCAGGCUUUUAAGCAAAUGACCUACCUCAUCUGUGCCUGUGCUCUCAACAACCUGCUGCUGAGGAAAGACGUGUGCUCCUGGAGUCGUGGCAUGCAAAUACGCUACAAUGUCAGUGUUCUGGAGGAAUGGCUGCGCAGCCGUAGUCUGCAGGCAGGUGGCGCUGUGGCCACACUGGAGCCUCUCAUCCAGGCAGCUCAGCUGCUGCAGGUGGGGAAAAAGACUGAUGCAGAUGCUCAGGCUAUAGUCCGGACCUGCACUGCUCUCUCCAGCACCCAGAUUAUGAAGAUUCUGACCCUGUACACUCCUCACAGUGACCUUGAUGAAAAAGUCUCUAUAAAUUUCAUCCGUAGCGUCCAGGAGCUCGCCAAAGGCCGUUCUGACAGUCAGCCUCCGCAGCUCCUGAUGGACGUGAGAAGAGUGUUCCCUGUCACUUUUCCCUACUCACCUCCCACUGCCCUCAGUGCAGAGGAAUUAGUCAUCCCAGACUCCCUCAAGAUCUCUUUUCUACGCAAAGCCUAAAAGUGGAGCCACAUAUUUGCCCUCAAAAAUUAAACAAGCUUUCUGGGAUUCUCUAAAAUGUCCAACAAACUGCUCAUUAUUAGUUUAAAAGGUCUCAGGUUAAAAACAUUCCUGCAAAAGAAAUUUAUCCAAGAUUAUUAAUCUUUAUUUUGUUUUUUGUAGCCCUAGACGGGCACUUGUGAAUAAUGACAAAUGAGGACCCAAAAAAGACGGAUAAUAAGUAAGAAAGCCUUCAGAUAAAUAAUUUGAUAAUCUUUUCUCUGAGAGAAAAAGGCCUGGCAUUUGAAGCUGAAUUGGGUAAAUAUAAAAAGUUAAAAACUACAGAACCUCUGACCCCAAAAGUACCUAAAUAAGUAGUUUUUUCUCUUUAUUCUUUACUCACAAGGCAUAAAACAUGUCUGUAC
Cyprinodon variegatus (sheepshead minnow) is the source of this 5369-nucleotide messenger RNA. RefSeq names its product unconventional myosin-Va-like. The record is from RefSeq and is a predicted model, not a curated record. The coding region runs from base 1 to 4965 and encodes 1654 amino acids. Gene Ontology annotation, biological process: actin filament organization; vesicle transport along actin filament. Gene Ontology annotation, molecular function: ATP binding; actin filament binding; microfilament motor activity. Gene Ontology annotation, cellular component: cytoplasm; myosin complex; actin cytoskeleton. The transcript has 35 exons. Lineage: Eukaryota; Metazoa; Chordata; Actinopteri; Cyprinodontiformes; Cyprinodontidae.